GUGCCGGCUCUCCAUUGGAUUCCAUACCAGCCAAUCAAGCUGGGGCGAGGACUAGGGGGCGGGUCUUGGCGGUGAUUGGAGGGGAUUGAGGACGAAGCCCAAGAACCUGCUGUCAGAGGAAGCGUCAGGAUGUGACCCUAGGAUCCGGAGGCAGUGACAGCAGAGCCAGGAAUAAGACCCUGGGAUCCCCUCCCCUCUGACCUUCCCCAUCUAUCCCUGGUUGUGCUGGACCAUGGCUGAUGAGCAGCCUGACUUUAACCUGAAGGUCGUACUGGUCAGUUUCAAGCAAUGCCUCAACGAGAAGGAGGAGGUGCUCAUGGACCCUUACAUUACUGGUUGGAAAGGGCUUGUCAGGUUCCUGAACAACCUUGGCACCAUCUUCUCCUUCAUCUCAAAGGACGUGAUGACCAAAAUCCAGAUCAUGGAGAGGUUCCGCAGCAGCGACCAGAAAGAAAAUUACUCCAGCCUCCAGUCCAUGGUGCAGUUUGAGGUGGACAACAAGCUGGUGGACCUCCAGAAGCGCUCUGAGCACCCCGAAUCUGGCUGCCGCACCAUCCUGCGCCUGCACCGGGCCCUGCACUGGCUGCAGAUGUUCCUGGAGGGGCUCAGGACCAGCCAGGAGGACUGCAAGACCUCGGUCAUCUGCACAGACUCCUACAACACCACCCUGGCCACCUACCACCCCUGGAUCAUCCGCAAGGCCGUCACCAUGGCGUUCUGCACGCUACCUGGUCGCAACGCCUUCCUGGAGACCAUGAAUGUGGGUCCGCCCGAGGAGGCUGUGGAGAUGCUGAAUGACGCCAUGCCCUUUAUCUGUCAGGUCUACCAGAUCACCCAGAAGCUCUUUGAAGAACAUACCCUGCUGGACCUGCCCUAGCUGAGGUCAGGCCGGGACCCAGGCUGACCCUCCUACCAUAGCCACCCCUGCCAUCCAGCACUUACUGAUGCAUCAGACUGUACUCUUCCCCUAUCUUCCACCAAGCUUGGACUUGGCCAUCACAUCCAGGAAUGGGUAUUUGGAGGGCCGCGUGGCUCUCUGCAGGGAGCACCAAAGAAUCGUUGAGGAUCCUUGAACGGGAGAUGGUUGGAAACCACCGGGCCAGGUUUGCGUCUGGAGGGUGGCUGGUUUCAGCCCCUCCUGACCUGCCUGCUGUCUGAAGCAUUAAAAGCAAUCUCAAGUAAAAUCAUGUAGCCUCCGGGGAGGUCACACAACUCUACCCUGAACUCUACCCUCACUCUGCACAGCUCACUCUCCUAAUCAAAAGCAGAAAGAAAAAAAAAAACAAAACUUGGUACAGUUUUUUCUUUUAAUUCCGAAUCAUGCAACAGUGCCCAGGCCGCAGACCUAAGAAGUACAUACGAUUCAUGUUGGCCCAUUCUGGUUCCAGCUCCUUCCCCCCAGCCCCCACCCCUACCCCCGCCCAAAGAAGCAUUUUCAUAUUUAAAUAGGGAGUUGGGCAUGAGACAAGAAGCCAUUCUGUGGUCGAGCCCAGGGAGCUGUCGUUUUAAUUUCUGACCGUUUUGUCAGCCUCGUCUCUGAAAACGUUCUUUAGUGAAAUGUCAAGCCGCAGGGUAGAUUCCAGUUAUCUCAGGGACAAAAUAACUUUUUUCCUCUUCCAGCCUCUCAUUUACCUGUGUCCUUCUAGUUUAACUAGUAAAGGGUACCACCUCCUGCUUGGGGAUCUCUAACAAGGUAAGCCACAGCCCGCAGAGGAUGUCCUCAAGGUGCUAUUUGUUUGUUUGCUUUUUUUUUUUUUUUUGCGGGGCAAUGGGGGUUAAGUGACUUGCCCAGGGUCACACAGCUAGUAAGUGUCAAGUGUCUGAGGUCAGAUUUGAACUCAGGUCCUCCUGAAUCCAGGGCCGGUGCUUUAUCUACCGCGCCACCUAGCUGCCCCCGUUUGUUUGCUUUUAAAACAAAGUCCCCCAUGUGGAUCUCAGGUGUCUCACCAAAGACAGUGUUGGCAUCCAUCCACCGAUGGCAUUUUGUUCCGUGGAGGCCAGGCCCUGGAUCAGCUACCACGAGUAGUGAUGGACCAGCUAACAUCAGCUGAAGAGGCCAGUUCCGGGGUGCUGGCACACAAUAACGGAGGGUCAGGCGUGUCCCCACCCGGCCAGAGACCUUGGAUGUCUCCUGGUCUCUUGACAGAAAUGCCGUGGAUGCUGCAUCUUGGCCACAGAGCAAAAGGCCUGGCUGGCCCUCACCCAGGUGAUUACUUGAAAUCCUAGCGGCUGCUGAGCUGCAGUGUUCAUGGCCAGCUCACUCUCCAGGUCUGGACUCCACGCAUGAGAUGCCGACCUAAGGAAAAUCCCUCAGCAAAGCAGCUGUUCCUAAGCGCUUCUCCCCAAGAUUGCCUCCCUCCAGGGCAUCACAUUCUUUCUAAGACCAUGACCCUCUGGGGCCCGAAACAUAGCGCCCCCACCCCAGUGAGUAUCUUCUGAAAGGUGUGAGAAAUGGGGGACCUCCCGUUCUUAGAGACCUUUGAAGAUGCUGCUUUAUUGGAGGCAUAUGCUCUAAGCAACCCCUCCCACCCCAGAAAGGCCCAAGGGCCAAGGUUCCCACCUUGACUUUCAAACAGAUCUUCACUGGACUUGUGGCUUCUCUUAGUAGGCCCUUAGUUUAUGCAGUAAGACCCCCAGGACUGCAGCUUGGCCCAGUGUUUGGAAUAUGGAACGGGCCUUCCCCCAUCCAGCAAAGCUCCAGAAUCACCUUCUCCAUCUUUGCCCCCUCCAACCUCCCCUGGCUGCUCUUCUUUCCUGUAGUAGCCUCUUGGCCCAUGAGGUCUCCAGCCACCAGCUCCAGGGAAGAUAACCCAGGGUGCUAGCUUUCAUCCUCUGUCCCUGCCCUUGGAUGGGGUGGUAGCAGCCUUGGACAGAGAGGAUGGGGCCCUUGCAUGAGCUGUUAUCCUGAGAACCUGGAUGCUGGGAGAGGGUGGCGCUAUCCCCCUGCACCCUGAUUCCCUCAUCUCCCCAGAAAUGGAAGCUUACGAUGGGGGCAGGAGGGGUUGCUCCUGCCCCUGUUGCCCACAUGGUCUCUGAUUUGAUGGUAUGGAUGAAGUGAUCAGAACACUGGUCAGAUCUUGAAACCUGUGACCCACACUACAUAUUGGGGGGGGGGUGGGGGAGGGGAGGGAAGGACAGGAGGUCUGGGGGUUGCCUUGGGAACUGCUCCCCUGCACAUUCCCUGGAAGAUGCACUUUCUGCAGAGCUGCUCCUCCGUGUAUACAGCAGGACUGUGUGACUUCAUUCCUCAGGGAGAAAAUCACAGUAUAGUUGAUUAUUUUUGCAUUUAAAAUAAAUCAUACCUGGUA
Dromiciops gliroides (monito del monte) is the source of this 3308-nucleotide messenger RNA. It is a transcript of the gene CPTP, whose product is annotated as ceramide-1-phosphate transfer protein. Bases 233 to 877 code for a protein of 214 amino acids. Gene Ontology annotation, molecular function: ceramide 1-phosphate transfer activity; ceramide 1-phosphate binding. Lineage: Eukaryota; Metazoa; Chordata; Mammalia; Microbiotheria; Microbiotheriidae. The record is from RefSeq and is a predicted model, not a curated record. Gene Ontology annotation, biological process: intermembrane lipid transfer; ceramide transport. The transcript is spliced from 4 exons. Gene Ontology annotation, cellular component: cytosol; cytoplasm; membrane.